Aspergillus homomorphus CBS 101889 is the source of this 1215-nucleotide messenger RNA. RefSeq names its product Arabinanase/levansucrase/invertase. Bases 70 to 1101 code for a protein of 343 amino acids. Gene Ontology annotation, molecular function: hydrolase activity, hydrolyzing O-glycosyl compounds. The transcript has 2 exons. NCBI's taxonomy places the organism in Eukaryota, Fungi, Ascomycota, Eurotiomycetes, Eurotiales, Aspergillaceae. Gene Ontology annotation, biological process: carbohydrate metabolic process. The record is from RefSeq and is a predicted model, not a curated record.
CUCCUCCUCCUCCUCCCCAAAACCCAAGCAACCCACCAAACCCCCCUAGACACCCAACCCAACCCCGAAAUGAAAACAGGCAACCCACUGAACUUCCCCAGUGAUCCAAAAUGGUACGCGGACCCAGAAGCGCACCUCUUCCACCACACAGGCGCCAACAAGACCCAAAACUACUGGAUCUACCCGACCUACAGCGCGGCCUACGAAUCGCAAACCUUCUUCGACGCCUUCAGCUCCCCCGAUCUAGUAACGUGGACGAAGUACCCGCGCAUCCUAGACAUAACGCGCAUUCCAUGGUCAACGAACCGCGCGGCAUGGGCGCCUUCCGUUGCAAGGCGGCGUGUCCAACCGCUCGCUAGCCAGAGUCCAGCUGCCCGUGCCAACUCUGCCAAGCCCAACCCAAAUUCCCAGACCGAAGAAGAGGAAAGGGGAGAAGAAUGGAAAUACUACAUGUACUUCUCAACCGGCGACGGAACAGGCAUCGGGGUAGCGCAAUCAAGCACGAACACGCCGAGCGGACCGUUCGAGGACGCGCUGGGUGAGCCGCUGGUCAACGGCACGGUGCUGGGCGCGGAGGCGAUCGACGCGCAGAUCUUCGUGGAUAAAGACUCUGACACGGGCGAGGAGACCGGCCGCGUGUGGUUGUAUUUCGGGGGUUGGGGCCAUGCGGUUGUCGUUGAGGUUGAUGCGGAUAGUAUGGUGGCGUUGAAAGGGGAGUUUGUGGAGAUUACGCCGCCGGAUUAUGUCGAGGGGCCUUGGGUAUUUAGACGCGGGGAGGUGUAUUAUUUUAUGUAUUCGGUUGGAGGAUGGGGCGAUAACUCCUAUGGCGUCAGCUAUGUCACCGGUUCGUCGCCUACGGGCCCGUUUACUUCCACCCCGACGAAGAUCUUGCAGGGUGAUGAUCGCGUCGGGACUAGUACCGGUCAUAAUAGUGUGUUGACCGUCGGGGAUGAGUAUUAUAUUGUUUAUCAUCGGCGGUAUCUGAAUGAUACGGAGCGCGAUCAUCGCGUUGUGUGCAUUGAUCGUAUGGAGUUUGAUGCGCUGGGGAAUAUUCUGCCGGUUAAAAUUACGGUGGAGGGGGUUGAUGCGCGGCCUUUGUGAUGGUCCUGAUGUGUCAGAGGCUUAUGCUGUGGAUAAUUGGCUCCGUGGAUAGAUGCGCAUCGGGCUUGAACGGUAGAAAGGCAGUGUAUAGCUCAGUCAAAUGCUGUAACACUU